AUGAAUGACGACGAAGAUGCUGUCGUUCAUCUUGAAUCGAGGGAGUACAAUGGUCUCCGAGCGUCUACAGCAAGUGGCAAGAAGCAGAAGUUAGGCAAUCUCAAGCCCGAGCAACUCCUCGAGGAGUCUAGUAUUCAAACGACCCUUCAGGUCGUCCGGGUCAUUCUCGACAGAACUCCAGGCGCGAAUAUUCUGGUUAUUUCAGAGGUGCUCGAGGCCCUGUAUUGCCGGGUUGUGGCUUUCAUGUUAGGUGUCGGAAAUGUUCAAACACGACAGACCAUGUUCCAGUUCAUUUGGAUUAUCGCCACCGACAGAAGGAAGGAAGCUGGAAGGAAGUCACUCUCUUUUCAAAGCCCCAGCGACAUGUUGGUCACUUCCAGGGCCGUCGGUCAAAGUGUCAUGAUGACCAGUGCUCACCACGUCAUCUGA
This is a messenger RNA of Colletotrichum abscissum, 429 nucleotides long. RefSeq lists its product as uncharacterized. The transcript has a single exon. Bases 1 to 429 code for a protein of 142 amino acids. NCBI's taxonomy places the organism in Eukaryota, Fungi, Ascomycota, Sordariomycetes, Glomerellales, Glomerellaceae. The record is from RefSeq and is a predicted model, not a curated record.